AUGGCCCUUCAUGCUGGCGUAGCCGGAGCGGCCGGAGCGGGCCGUGGCGGGCGUGGCGGGCGUGGAGGCCGCAGUGUGCGGGGGGAGACCCGCACUUGCUGGUUCUGCAAGCAAGUUGGUCAUCUCCAGGGUGACUGCCACGUGCGGCAGUUGAUCCAAUGCCGCCGUACUUGCUUUAAUACACCAUCCCACCGCCGCCUACCUGGCCACCGAGCUGCCGCCCGUGCUGAUGCCCGCCCUGCCACUAUCGCCACCGCUAAGCCAGCUACUACAACCCUCCGGUUUCCCCCCAGCCUCCUCGCCCAGGCUCAUGCCAUUUUGGCUGAGCCACGCGAGCGCAUCUCGCGUCGUAAUGUACGUUCGACCUUAUAUAUCCCUUAUUAUCCAUCUUUCCUUAUGACUAUACUACGCGUGGAUGCGAUGACUUCGGCAACCUGCUACUAUGCACUUUCUCGGUUCAUCUGGGUUCCGCGUGCAGUUCACGUGUGGUCCAACUGGCUAUAG
Messenger RNA from Penicillium mononematosum, 504 nucleotides. RefSeq lists its product as uncharacterized. Gene Ontology annotation, molecular function: nucleic acid binding; zinc ion binding. The record is from RefSeq and is a predicted model, not a curated record. Lineage: Eukaryota; Fungi; Ascomycota; Eurotiomycetes; Eurotiales; Aspergillaceae. The coding region runs from base 1 to 504 and encodes 167 amino acids. The transcript is spliced from 4 exons.